Cannabis sativa is the source of this 1959-nucleotide messenger RNA. RefSeq lists its product as uncharacterized. The coding region runs from base 1 to 1959 and encodes 652 amino acids. The transcript has 4 exons. The record is from RefSeq and is a predicted model, not a curated record. NCBI's taxonomy places the organism in Eukaryota, Viridiplantae, Streptophyta, Magnoliopsida, Rosales, Cannabaceae.
AUGGGAAAUGUGGAUAGUAAUCUCGAAGGUCCUAUUAGAAAUUACAAAUACAAAUCAGGAGCUCAAAAAAGAAAGGAGAAAUUAAGGAAAGAAGUCUUGCAAAAAAGUCAGGUUGGUUCUCUUAAUAAGUAUUUUAAUACAAAUAAUGUAGACAAUUUUGUCGUGAAUGACAUUGAGAAUCAAUUUGAUAUUGAAAGUAAUGAGAAUGAGAAAACUUCAAGUAAUGUGAAUGAAAAUGAAGAAUUGAAUCAAACUGUUACUGAGAAUGAGAAAAGUUCAAGUGAUGUGAAUGAAAAUGAAGAACUGAAUCAAACAGUGAAUGAAAAUGAAGAACUGAAUCAAACAGUGAAUGAGAAUGAGAAAACUUCAAGUGGUGUAUUCAACUUUCCUUUUGAUAUUGAUGAUCCAGGAAAUUGGGAUAGGAUUGGUCAUAUUAAUAUGACAAAUUUUAUAGUUGAAAGAGGUCCAAAAAGAGUCAUUAAGGAUGAGUUUACUAGGGAUGCUUUCGGUAGGAAUUUUUCUUCGUGGCAUUAUAUUAGAGAAUUAACAAAUGGAGAGAAACAAGAUAGGAAGUGGUUGAUUUAUUCAGUUUCUUUAGAUAAAGUAUUUUGUUUUUGUUGUAAAUUGUUUGCAACAAAGAAGCAUCUUGUGGGUUUUUUAGCUGAGGGAGGUUUUAAUGACUGGCAUAAUAUUUCUGAUCGAUUAAAAAGUCAUGAACGAAGUACACAACAUAUUGAGUCAAUUGCUAGUUGGGUGGAAUUAGAAAAACGACUGAAAAUGAAGUUAACAAUUGAUGCAAGUUUAGAAGAACAAAUUAAUCAAGAGAAAAAAUAUUGGAAACAAGUGUUAGAGAGAAUUCUGGCUAUUGUAAAAAGAUUUGGGCAAAAUAAUUUGGCAUUUCGAGGAGAUCGUGAAAAACUAUAUGAGAAAAACAAUGGGAAUUUCUUACAAAUUAUAGAAUUACUUGCUGAAUUUGAUUCAACUAUGCAAGAACAUGUUCGUCGUAUUUUAAGAGAUGAGACUCAUUAUGCAAGUAAUGAUGAACAGAUGUCUCUUGUUUUAAGAUGUGUGAAUGUUUCAGAAAGUCCAAUAUUUGUUGAUGAGUAUUUUCUAGGAUUCAUAAAAGUUCAUGACACAUCAGGGCUUGGUUUGCUUAAUGAACUUUUAGAUGCGUUGAAUAUUCUUGGACUUGAUGUUGAUAAUAUAAGAGGACAAGGAUAUGACAAUGGAUCUAAUAUGAGAGGAAAGAAUAAAGGUGUACAAACUAGGCUACUUGAAAUGAAUCCUAGAGCAUUUUACACUCCUUGUGCCCGUCAUUCUCUAAAUCUUUUACUUUCUGAUAUGGCUCAUUGUUGUCCCAAGGCUGUAUCUUUUUUUGGUGUGGUACAACGAAUAUACUCAUUAUUUUCAGCUUCUACAAAAAGAUGGAAAGUAUUUACAAAUCAUGUACCUGGUCUCACUGUUAAGCCAUUAUCAGAAACGCGUUGGGAAAGUCGUAUUGAUAGUGUUAAAGCAAUAAGAUUCCAAGCUCCACAAAUAAAAGAAGCUUUAGAUUACUUGGCAGAGAGUAAUGAAGAUGCCAAAACAAGAAGUGAUGCUGAGUUCUUGGUGAGCAUGGUUAUUUGGUAUGAUUUGUUGUUUGCUGUUAAUAUUGCUAGCAAGAUCCUACAAAAUGAAGAUAUGCAAAUUGAUGUUGCUAUCAAAGAGUUAAAGAUUCUACUUUCAUUUCUUCAAAAGUAUAGAGAAACUGGUUUUGAGAAUGCUUUGACUAAAGCUACUGAGAUUGCAAGUAUGAUGGAAGUUGAACCUGUGUUUAUUGAAAAACGAAAAGUUUACAGGAAAAAGCAAUUUGAUGAAAGUGUCAAUGAGGGGGUGACACAAUCAGCAGCAGAGUCAUUUAAAAUUGACUAUUUUCUUUGCAUAAUCGAUCAAGCUAUUUCAUCAUUUAAAACCAGAUGA